AUGGAUAAUGAAACACAUAGAUUUCAAGAACUCAUUCCUCUUAUCCAUACGUUUGAUGGAAAAAGUAUACCUCCAAAACCUAACAAAAUAGUUCGUCCAUGGAAAAGAGAAGAAGAUGAACUAUUACUUCAAGCUGUUGAAGAAAUUGGAACUAAACGAUGGCAUUUAGUUGCACAACGUAUUCCAAAUAGAACAAGAAAACAAUGUAGAGAAAGGUAUUGCAAUCAUCUUGACCCUGAUAUUAUUAAAGUUCCAUGGAGUGAAAAAGAAGACCAAAUAUUAAAAGAGGCAAAAGCAUUAUAUGGUAAUAGAUGGACUUUAAUUAAAAUGAAAUUACCAGGAAGAACAGCAAAUCAAGUAAAAAACAGAUAUUUUGCUAAAUUUUCUGAUGUUGAUGAAAAAGAAAAAAGAGAAUCAAAAAUAAUGUCAGUAUUUACUCCAGUUGAUAAACGUUUAUUCAAUAUUUGUAUUAGUAAUAAAUAUUACUGA
Molecule: messenger RNA, 489 nt
Organism: Entamoeba histolytica HM-1:IMSS
Lineage: Eukaryota; Evosea; Mastigamoebida; Endamoebidae
Product: myb-like DNA-binding domain containing protein
Exons: 1
Coding region: 1-489 (162 amino acids)
Source: RefSeq, a predicted model, not a curated record